This is a messenger RNA of Bursaphelenchus xylophilus (pine wood nematode), 2169 nucleotides long. The record is from the annotation of a GenBank genome assembly. Lineage: Eukaryota; Metazoa; Nematoda; Chromadorea; Rhabditida; Aphelenchoididae.
AUGUGGUAUGCAAACGGAGAAGCUCUGAAUUUCUUCAAAUUCUGACUGGUCAGUUUAGGCUAUACACACUUUGAUUCCUGAAAAUCUUAGCUCACAGCUUCGGGGAGAGCCGAGAUUUUCAACUAUCUACGAGAGAGUAUGAGAAAUAAGGAGAGCGGACAGAGAGAAGACUUUUUGACCGUAACUUUCCCAGUUUCGUGCGGAAAAAAAUGAUUUUUUGUGGAAAGAUUACACUCUACAGUAGAAAUAGCUAUGAAACUUUUGAUGCCAAAAUUCGCAAAAAAGUGUUACGUUUAUGGAGACUUUUGGUCUAAAAAUCUCGGUUGUUUCUGUAAAGCGCGAGCCAAAAGUCUCGCAUCUGUCUUAGAAAAAAAUAUUCUAAAUUUGUCCCGAGUGUCAUUAAAAUCUAAGUGUUGAACUUGUAGUACUUCGCUUGUCAGCAAAUUUUUAUAUGUGAAAUUUAUAAUGACAAAACUCAAACUUUUUCAAUUUGUCAUCCUUUUUCCCGCAACACAACUAUAACAUAAUUGUGAUCCAAAUCCAUUGCAGGUGGCUCCGCCAACAUCCCAAGAUCCUCAACCUGCCAUGGAAGGCGAACGUCAAACGUGCCGAGAAGUCGAACGCGAUUGAUCAGCUGGUCUCCGGGAUCUCCGACGACGAAGACAGCUGGAACACCUACUUCAGCGAGCGAGUCGAGCCGUUCAGCCGAGAGGAGCGGCAGAAAUGGCUGGCGCAGCUGACUGAUGUGGUCGUUUCGUCCGACGCCUUCUUCCCAUUCAGAGAUAAUAUUGACUGUGCGAAACAUGUAAGGGACUGUCGGAGAUUUUGUUUGGUUGAUACAGCGAUGAACCUAAUCCAGUGGCAAAAAACGUAACAUUUUGCAUCCGGGAAGUAUCAAAAAAUGUGGCAAAGUGCCUCCAUCUCCAAGUGAAAAAACUCCGUUUUGAAGGGCUCCCUCACAAAAAAAGAGGCGUGCUUUUGAAAUCGGAGUUUUUUCACUUGGAGAGGGAGGUAUUUUGCCACAUUUUUGAUACUUCCCGGAUGCAAAAUGGUAAGCAUCCCUCUCCAACUAAAAAAACUCCGUUUUGAAAGGGUCCCUCACAAAAAGUUGAAAAAAUGUGGCAAAAUACCUCCCUGUCCACGUGAAGAAAGUCCGAUUUCAAAAGCACACCCCUCUUUUUGUGAGGGACCCUUUCAAAGCGGAGUUUUUUUAGUUGGAGAGGGAUGCUUACCAUUUUGCAUUCGGGAAGUUUCAAAAACGUGGCAAAAUACCUCCCUUUCCAACUAAAAAACUCCGUUUUGAAUGGCUCCCUCACAAAAAGAGGGGCCUGCUUUUGAAUCGGAGUUUCGUCACUUGGACAGGGAGGUAUUUUGCCACAUUUUUUGACACUUCCUGGAUGCAAAAUCUUACGUUUUUUGCCACUGGAUCAGGCCCGCCACUGUAAUGGGUCUCAGCAACUUGUUUUGCUCAUAACUUGAGAAGUAAUGGAUGAAAAUUUAGAAAAAUUGUAUUUUUAGAAUCCUGAGAGACUUGUUUGUUAAUAUGCAUGUUUUUUUGGACAUUGAAAAUACCUUGAGGCCAAUUUUCAGACAAUUUUCUGAUGGCAUUUUCUUUAGUGCGGAUGCCAAAACUGGCCAAUUUCUUUAGCAAUUAGUUGAAAAUUAAUGGCUGAAAAUUUAAAAAAUCAGUAUUUUUCCUGUUCCAUGGGACCUUUCUUUUUAUUUUUUCACAACGAAAAAGCCCUUAGGCCAAUCUUUCAACAAUUUUUUUUUAUUUUAUUAAUAUUUUUUUCUAUUGUGGGCAUGCCAAAACUGAGCAACUUUUUUUGCCCAUAACUUGCGUAUUAAUAAAGCAAAAUUUUAAAAAAUAAUAGCCUUAGGACCCCUUGUCAUCUUAUUUUUCAACAUGUAACUUUUUAGGGAAAAAGUCCCUCCGGCAAUCUGAAAUUUUUGCAAAAUUCAAAAAUUUUCACCUUGGUCCCCCCUUACCAUUUUUUCAAAUGAAAAAAAUUUUUUAUUUUAUCUUUUUUUAUUUCCAAAAUUUUUCAGUUCGGCGUGAAAUACGUCGCCAGUCCCGGCGGCUCCACCCGCGACGAAGACAUCAUCAAGGCCUGCAACGAACACGGAAUGGUCCUGAUCCACACCGGCCUCCGCCUCUUCCAUCAUUAA